Messenger RNA from Gorilla gorilla gorilla (western lowland gorilla), 1775 nucleotides. RefSeq names its product zinc finger protein 222 (gene ZNF222). The transcript has 5 exons. Gene Ontology annotation, cellular component: nucleus. Gene Ontology annotation, biological process: regulation of transcription by RNA polymerase II. Bases 355 to 1695 code for a protein of 446 amino acids. The record is from RefSeq and is a predicted model, not a curated record. Gene Ontology annotation, molecular function: RNA polymerase II cis-regulatory region sequence-specific DNA binding; DNA-binding transcription activator activity, RNA polymerase II-specific. Lineage: Eukaryota; Metazoa; Chordata; Mammalia; Primates; Hominidae.
CCCGACCUUUCUAAAAGAGCUGCAGGAAGGGACUUCUUGGCUACUGAUGGCAAAGCUCUACAGUUUCGCUCUUGUUGCUCAGGCUGGAGUGCAGUGGUGCAAUCUUGGCUCACUGUAACCUCCACCUUCCGGGUUCAAGUGAUUCUCCUGCCUCAGUCUCAUUUUCGUCAAAGGGCCCGCAACUCAAACAGAGCAUUUGGACUAUAUCACUCUUAACUCUGCAGCAAGCUUUCCUGAAGUGGAGUUAGAGAUAGCAUCUCAGAGGCAGUGACCUUCAAGGAUGUGGCUGUGAUCUUCACUGAGGAGGAGCUGGGGCUGCUGGACCCUGCCCAGAGGAAGCUGUACCGAGAUGUGAUGCUUGAGAACUUCAGGAACCUGCUCUCAGUGGGGCAUCAACCAUUCCAUGGAGAUACUUUCCACUUCCUAAGGGAAGAAAAGUUUUGGGUGAUGGGGACAACAAGCCAAAGAGAAGGGAAUUCAGGAGGCAAGAUCCAAACUGAGAUGGAGACUGUUCCAGAAGCAGGAACACAUGAAGAAUUUUCCUGCAAGCAAAUUUGGGAACAAAUUGCAAGUGACUUAACCAGGUCUCAAGAUACCACCAUAAGUAACUCUCAGUUAUUUGAACAAGAUGACAGCCCCUCCCAGAUUAAAGCAAGACUAUCUACAGUUCACACAAGAGAAAAACCUUUCCAGGGUGAAAAGUGUAAACAGUCCUUCAGUGAUGUUUCCAUCUUUGAUCUUCCUCAGCAGUUAUAUUCAGGAGAGAAGUCUCAUACCUGUGAUGAGUGUGGAAAAAGCUUCUGCUACAUCUCAGCCCUUCAUAUUCAUCAGAGGGUCCACAUGGGAGUGAAAUGCUAUAAGUGUGAUGUGUGUGGUAAGGAAUUUAGUCAGAGCUCACGUCUGCAAACUCAUCAAAGAGUCCACACUGGAGAGAAACCAUUCAAAUGUGAGCAGUGUGGGAAAGGCUUCAGAUGUAGAUCAGCACUUAAAGUUCAUUGCAAAUUACACAUGAGAGAGAAACCUUAUAAUUGUGAGAAAUGUGGGAAGGCUUUCAUGCACAAUUUCCAGCUUCAGAAACAUCAGAGAAUUCAUACUGGGGAGAAGCCAUUCAAAUGUGAAAUAUGUGGUAAGAGCUUCUGUCUUAGGUCAAGUCUUAAUAGGCAUUGCGUGGUCCACACAGCAGAGAAACUGUACAAAUCUGAAGAGUAUGGAAGAGAUUUCAUUGAUAGGCUAGAUUUGCAUAAGCAUCAGAUGAUUCAUAUGGGACAGAAACCAUAUAAUUGUAAAGAAUGUGGGAAGAGCUUCAAAUGGUCCUCAUAUCUUUUGGUCCAUCAACGAGUCCACACUGGAGAAAAGCCAUACAAAUGUGAGGAGUGUGGGAAGGGCUACAUUAGUAAGUCAGGUCUUGACUUCCACCAUAGAACCCACACGGGAGAGAGAUCUUAUAACUGUGAUAACUGUGGGAAGAGCUUUAGACAUGCUUCUAGUAUUUUGAAUCAUAAGAAACUCCACUGCCAAAGAAAGCCAUUGAAAUGUGAAGACUGUGGAAAGAGGCUUGUAUGCCAGUCAUACUGUAAAGACCAACAAAGAGACCACAGUGGAGAAAACCCAUCCAAAUGUGAGGACUGUGGGAAGCGCUACAAGAGGCGCUUGAAUCUGGAUAUAAUUUUAUCAUUAUUUUUAAAUGACAUAUAAAUUAUACAUAUUUAUGGAGUGUGAAAUUUGAUACAUGUAUAUAAUGUGUGCUGAUUAAAUCAUUUUAAUUUCAUCUGAAA